GUCGCACCCACCGCCGCCAGUUCGGACCACGCCGUCAAAAUGCAGCAGAUCAUCGGUACCGCGCGAAUAGCUGCCGGAAACGGCGACACGACACUUGCGCUCGCGAGCUUGGACAAGCUUCAAGCCCAGCUCGACGCCUGGCGUGCCGCCAUCGCGGAAGCCGCCGCCGCUGCCGCCGCCGUGCCGGCUGCGGAGGCUGCAGUGCCAGAGCCGCCAGCUGAGGAGACGGCCUUCUCGAUGAAUGUGACGUAUGUGCCCGACAAGUGCCGCCGCAAGUCGGUGGAGGGGUCGGUCAUGCGCGUCCACUACGUCGGCAAGGUGGUGGCCACGAACAAGGCCUUCGCCUCCUCCUUCCACACCGGGUCGCAGCCCUUCCGCUUCGUCCUCGGCUCCGACGAGGCGCCCGUCGCCGGGUGGAACGAGGGCCUGGUGGGCAUGUGCGAGGGCGAACGGCGGCGCUUGAUGGUGCCGCAUCGGCUCGCAUACGGCGCCCAGGGCACCAAGGGCGUGCCCCCGUACGCGGACCUGCAGUAUGACUUCGAGCUGGUCGAGGUGAGCAGCCCGAAGCUGCCGCCGAAGAAGAAGAAGAAGACGCGCAAGGGCGGCGCGGAGGACAAGGGCGAGCUACGGUAGGAGGCGGUAGGGGCCACGAACCUAGUCUACGGACUCUGUGUACUGUGAGGACACGCGGUGUGUGGC
Molecule: messenger RNA, 699 nt
Organism: Emiliania huxleyi CCMP1516
Lineage: Eukaryota; Haptophyta; Isochrysidales; Noelaerhabdaceae
Exons: 5
Coding region: 40-633 (197 amino acids)
Biological process (GO): protein peptidyl-prolyl isomerization
Molecular function (GO): peptidyl-prolyl cis-trans isomerase activity
Source: RefSeq, a predicted model, not a curated record